Molecule: messenger RNA, 1758 nt
Organism: Anisakis simplex (herring worm)
Lineage: Eukaryota; Metazoa; Nematoda; Chromadorea; Rhabditida; Anisakidae
Source: the annotation of a GenBank genome assembly
AUGGUGGGUGGGCUUUAUAAAGAAACGUGUGGCAAAUCAGCGUCGGAAAAAGCGGUUUUCGUUGAAGAAAGUAAGAAUGUGGAUGGAAUGAAAUGCAGUGCAAAUAAUGCUGUUGAUAGUAAGGAGGACGAUGUUGUCGAGUCGUCAAGAUUGUCAAUAAAUAAGCCACAUACUGCUGGUGAGCAUUCCAUGGUCGAAACACUCGAGUCAAGCCAACAUGCUCCAUCUCAUAGUCCGAAAUCUUCGAAAUCUCAUCCAAAACAUUCACGUGCCUUUGGUGAUGCUUUAAGAACGACGAGGUUUUGGAUGCGUUUAUUGAGGCCUUGGAAAUGGCGAAGAAAAGGUCGUAAAAGCAAUCUGAGACGCUCAAAUAGUGAUCGUUCACCGCUUACAAACCAAAUUGCAACCACAAUACCAACUUCUUUCAGUUCUGUAGAACCGAUUCAUUUGACUGCUGUUGAACAUGAACAGCAGAAAGCAGUCUCUUGGGACGGUUCCUUAGAUUCUUUGAGGAUUGAAGAGUCUGAAGCGAAUAAUUGCCAAAAAGAAGCCGAUCCUCCAAGCGUUAAUUUUGAUAACAGCGAUAAGAGUAACCAUAAUAGUGUAUUGCGAUUAACAACUCAACAAAUAAAUAUAUCAACCGUGGAACGAGUUGUAGUUGCUUAUAAUCACUCAGUUUCCUGUACAGAUGGGAAUGUGAAUAUUGAGAAUGGUGACGACAGUAAUAAUGGCAAGGAUAAAGUGUCAUUAGCCGACGGAAAUAAUGCUAGAAACGAUGGUGAUGAUCAAGGUCAGUUGAUUGAAUGGGAUACGGAUUCACAGUGUGACGACACUGCAGAAAUGGAUAAUGAUAAAGUGCUUAUCGAGGAGGUUGCAGCCAAAGAACCUGACCUCACUGCUAAACCAAAUAAGCCUGUUCUUAAGAAGUUAGGCGCUCCAUCUCGUUCAAAAGUUUAUAAAGUGCAGCCGUCUGAUGGUCUCAUCGAUCAGCAUUACAGUUCGAAUUUUAAAUCAGUGAGAACGAGUAAUGAUGAACUACCAUCUCGUUUGACCGAUGACAGCGAUAGUGAUUCAGACAUUAAGUACAGGGAUGAUGGACCAUCAUCAUUCGUCCAUACAGCAACUCGCCAUCUCGGUUUCGGUCGCAGUACAAAUCCCGUUAUUGCUAGUCGUCUUAUGCCGCAGUGCUCGUUCGAUGCGGAUGACACAGAUGAAAGUGAAUGGCCUGUUGGUGGGUUAGCAGCAAAAGUUCUUAGAAAAGACACAUUCGCGAGAAGAUUGGACGUGGAUGCACCGGAUCCAGUCGAUGACAUUCCAAACCAAACAUCUGAUGAUCGCCGUCGUCUGAUGCACAAAGUUAGCAUCAAGCUCGAAAGAAAAUUGAGCGAACGUCCAUCAGUCGAAGAACUAGAGCAGCGGAAUAUUUUGAAAUCAAAAGAUGAUUCUAUUUCGUCGAAAAAAGCAAUGGAUGAGACUCGUAAAAUGCUACUUCGUAAGUUGAGCUUCCGACCUACAAUUCAAGAAUUGAAAGAUAAACAAAUCAUCAAGUUCAAUGAUUACGUUGAGGUGACCGAGGCAGAAGUUUAUGAUCGUAAAGCAGAUAAACCAUGGACUAGACUUACAGCUAUGGAUAAGGCGUUAAUUCGCAAGGAAUUAAAUGAUUUUAAAGCAACCGAAAUGGACGUUCAUGAAGAGAGUCGCAUUUUCACUAGGUUAUUGUUAUUUUUAUGCCAUAAGAUUCCAUCGUCCAUGAAAUAG